UGCGGUCACACUAAUUCCGAUCAACUCAACGCGCUGAGCAAAUCGAAUCGCUUGUGCUAAGAAUUUGUUUUUUCGCAAUUAACGGCCGUGAAGAGCCAGCGAUCUGCAUGCCAAGUGGCCAAUAACCAGGCAGAACAGUGUUUGCGUUGCACAAAAGCCCGCUAGCGGAGUGUGUUCCAUGUGUCAUUCCCGGCAGAAGAGCAACAAGUGGCCGAAAGUGGAAAGCAAGAGCAACAACUAAAUAAGUAAGGAUUAGUACACUGUAAGAAAAGGUGUUCGGAGCGGUGUGCACAGCUUGGCAGCUUGUUUUUUGUGCCGAGCGUCGCGCAAUAAAACAAACAAAAAGCCAGAGUCCAAAAACAACAACCACAACAAAAGCCGUUUGAUCGCGAGUUUGUGUGCGUGUGCGAGUGUGUGAGCGCGAGUGUGGCUCUAUCAGUGUGAGAGUGGCAAGCCAUUAUUUUUCUGGUCUUAUGACGUAAACCACCGAAAAAAAUCAAAAGUGAGCAGGCGACACAGAUAUCAAAACGAAGAAUGUCUCGUCACGAGAAAACCAAAUCCACGGGCGGCGGGCUCCUGGACAGCCUGUUCGGAAGACCCUCGAAGUCGAAGGGAGGAACCAUCAGCAGUGGCACCCUGGCCCAUGGAGGACGACCCGUGUCCACGGACAACUAUGUGGUGCCGGGCGUGGAGGACUUUGAGCAGUACAUCCAGCAGCUAAGCGUUGCGGAGCUGGAUGCCAAGUUCCUGGAGAUCAUCGAGGACAUGAACAUUCCGAAGGACAAGAGGGAGCCCCUGUUGGCCAAAUCGAAGGAGGAGCGACAGAAGAUGAUUAUGUGGCACUUGAAAGGUAAAAACUCACUGGAGCGCAGCGCCAACUCCCGCUUCGAGAAGCCCAUAGACUACGUGGAAUACCUGCAGAAUGGGGAGCACAGCACGCACAAGGUGUACCAAUGUGUGGAAUCUCUGCGCGUGGCGCUCACCAGCAAUCCGAUCUCGUGGAUCAAGGAGUUUGGAGUGGCGGGCAUCGGGACGAUCGAGAAGCUGCUGGCCCGGUCGAAGAAUAAUGCCAGCUACGAGAAGAUCGAGUUCGAGGCGAUACGGUGCCUGAAGGCGAUCAUGAACAACACAUGGGGUCUGAACGUGGUGCUCAAUCCGGAUCAGCAUAGUGUGGUGCUGCUGCUGGCGCAAUCCCUGGAUCCCCGGAAGCCGCAGACCAUGUGCGAAGCCCUCAAGCUGCUGGCCUCGUUCUGCAUUGUCUAUGAGCGGAAUGGCUACGAGAAAGUUCUCCGAGCCAUAACCACUAUUGCAGCCACAUCCUUUAAGGCGAGCGAGCGCUUUCGACCCAUAGUGGAUGCCCUGUUUGCAUCGGAUCAGCAGGAUCCCAAACGGGAAUUGGCCUGCCACAGCCUGAUUUUUAUCAAUACUCUCACCAAUACCCCCACGGAUUUGAACUUCCGCCUGCACCUGCGAUGUGAGAUUAUGCGCAUGGGUCUAUACGAUCGCCUAGAUGAGUUCACCAAAAUCGUCGAGGCCAGCAAUAAUGAGGCCCUGCAGCAGCACUUUAAGAUCUUCAACGAGAUCCGCGAGGAUGACUUCGAGGAGUUUGUGCAGCGCUUCGAUAAUGUAACCUUCAACAUGGACGACGCCACCGAUUGCUUCGAUGUGCUGAAGAACAUGGUGACCGACACCACUUCCGAGCCCUACUUCCUGUCCAUCCUGCAGCAUUUGCUGUACAUCAGGGAUGACUUCUACUUCCGACCUGCCUAUUAUCAGCUGAUUGAGGAGUGCAUCUCGCAAAUCGUCUUCCACAAGGGUUACUGUGAUCCGAAUUUCGAGAACCGGAACUUUAAUAUAGACACCUCGCUACUGCUGGACGACAUUGUGGAGAAGGCCAAGGCCAAGGAGUCGAAGCGGUCGGAGGAGUACGAGAAGAAGAUCGAGCAGCUGGAGAGUGCCAAGCAAGAGGCGGAAGCGAAGGCGGCUCAUCUGGAGGAGAAAGUCAAGCUGAUGGAGGCUAAUGGUGUGGCGGCACCGUCGCCCAAUAAGCUUCCCAAGGUAAACAUACCCAUGCCCCCGCCACCACCAGGAGGAGUAGGAGCACCUCCCCCACCGCCGCCACCUAUGCCGGGCCGAGCAGGUGGUGGACCUCCGCCUCCACCACCACCUCCCAUGCCGGGAAGGGCAGGUGGACCGCCACCUCCUCCUCCUCCGCCCGGAAUGGGAGGCCCACCGCCUCCACCCAUGCCAGGCAUGAUGCGACCGGGAGGCCCUCCACCACCGCCCAUGAUGAUGGGGCCCAUGGUUCCCGUUCUGCCUCAUGGUUUGAAGCCGAAGAAGAAGUGGGAUGUCAAGAAUCCCAUGAAGCGGGCCAACUGGAAAGCCAUUGUCCCGGCCAAAAUGUCCGACAAGGCGUUCUGGGUCAAGUGCCAGGAGGAUAAGCUGGCUCAGGAUGACUUCCUCGCAGAGCUGGCCGUGAAAUUCUCUUCUAAACCUGUGAAGAAAGAACAGAAGGAUGCGGUGGACAAGCCGACGACGCUGACAAAGAAAAAUGUCGAUCUUCGUGUGCUCGAUGGGAAGACGGCUCAGAACUUGGCUAUUAUGUUGGGAGGAUCGCUGAAGCACCUGUCCUACGAACAGAUCAAGAUCUGCUUGCUGCGCUGCGACACCGAUAUCCUGUCCUCCAAUAUCCUGCAGCAACUUAUCCAGUACCUUCCGCCGCCAGAGCAACUCAAGCGUUUGCAGGAGAUCAAGGCCAAGGGCGAACCGCUACCGCCGAUUGAACAGUUUGCAGCCACAAUAGGGGAAAUUAAACGCCUUUCGCCGCGACUUCACAACCUGAACUUCAAGCUGACCUACGCGGACAUGGUGCAGGAUAUCAAACCCGACAUUGUGGCAGGAACGGCAGCAUGCGAAGAGAUCCGGAAUAGCAAAAAGUUCUCAAAGAUCCUGGAGCUGAUUCUGCUGCUUGGAAACUACAUGAACUCGGGCUCCAAAAACGAGGCCGCCUUUGGUUUUGAGAUCAGUUAUCUAACCAAACUGUCCAACACGAAGGAUGCGGAUAAUAAGCAGACAUUGCUGCACUACCUGGCUGACCUGGUGGAAAAGAAAUUCCCGGAUGCCCUAAACUUCUACGACGAUCUGUCGCAUGUCAAUAAAGCGUCGCGGGUCAACAUGGAUGCCAUCCAAAAGGCCAUGCGACAAAUGAAUUCGGCGGUAAAGAACCUGGAAACUGAUCUUCAGAACAACAAGGUGCCGCAGUGUGAUGAUGACAAGUUUAGCGAGGUGAUGGGCAAGUUUGCCGAGGAGUGCAGACAACAAGUGGACGUGCUGGGCAAAAUGCAGCUGCAAAUGGAGAAGCUGUACAAGGACCUCAGCGAGUACUAUGCCUUCGAUCCCAGCAAAUACACAAUGGAGGAGUUCUUUGCGGACAUUAAGACCUUCAAGGAUGCCUUCCAAGCGGCGCACAACGACAAUGUGCGGGUGCGCGAGGAGCUGGAGAAGAAGCGCCGUCUGCAGGAGGCCCGAGAGCAGUCUGCUCGGGAGCAACAGGAGCGCCAGCAGCGUAAGAAGGCAGUGGUUGACAUGGAUGCCCCGCAGACGCAGGAGGGCGUGAUGGACAGUCUGUUGGAGGCACUGCAAACGGGCUCAGCCUUUGGCCAGCGAAAUCGACAGGCCCGGCGACAAAGACCGGCGGGAGCGGAGCGGAGGGCCCAGCUCAGCCGGAGUCGAUCGCGGACGCGUGUCACCAACGGACAGCUAAUGACCCGCGAAAUGAUCCUCAACGAGGUUCUAGGCUCCGCGUAGAAGUAAUGGAACGAGCAAUUACCCUCUGUACAUAUAUAAAUAGACAUCUGUAGCGAUAUAAGGGCCUGGGCUCAUUAUCCGUGAGUCCGUGUGCUCAGCCUUGCUUGCAUAUCAACUCGAUUGGCGUGUCCAAGAGACUUGACGAAUUGGAUGCCCAGCAGGAAGAACUGUAUCAAAAGCCGCAAAGUACUAAUUAACUGAAACUAGAGUGACAGUUCGAUUUUCCGAAAUGAUUCAUUGCUGUAAGGGAGUUUAUAGGAUUGAAUUUUUCGUUUGAAUUGAUUUGAGUAUUUAUUUAAUUGAUUGUUUAAUAAAUAACAUUUUGUUCAGAAUUUAUAAUAUGCAAAUAACACAUUAAAGACCACUUUGAUUUAAUUAAAAUGAUUGGCAGGCCGAUAAACGAAGUACCCCUUUUAACUUUAGUUGUACAUUUCAUUUAACUUUAUGACUGUCCCAAAAAUAUUAAAGUACCAAUUUACAAGUCAAAUAUACUAUAAACUAUAUAAACUAUAUAAACUAUAAACUCCUAGUUGACACUAAAUUCAUGUCAAUAAAUUAGCAAUGCAUAUCAACGAAAACUCCAACUUCGCUGCCUAUACGAAAAAAACCAUAUAUAUAUAUUUUUGAUACGCUUUUACUUCUGAAAUACUUAAAAAUGAAACUAAAAGCAACUUUAAGAUUGAUCUGUAUCUUGUGGUCCUUAGAUACUGUAUUCCUAUUUUACUGUGGCAUGUCCCAAUCAUUUUGCUGUGCACUUCGUUUUCGAGGCACUCAGUGGAGGAGAAGCAAGAUUUAUAUCAAAGCAAACUUCCUUUUGUAUUUAAUUUGUUUUUAAGCGAAACUUUUUUAAACUUGUUUACCCUAAAAUCCUAUUUUAAUCCGCGCUAUACAUAACAUUGUUAAUAAAUGUCUAUUUUUCGACAAUGACGGUAUAUUGAAAAUAAAACUACCAAAUCAAA
Messenger RNA from Drosophila mauritiana, 4766 nucleotides. RefSeq names its product protein diaphanous (gene dia). Gene Ontology annotation, biological process: actin cytoskeleton organization; actin filament polymerization. The record is from RefSeq and is a predicted model, not a curated record. Gene Ontology annotation, molecular function: microtubule binding; small GTPase binding; actin binding. Lineage: Eukaryota; Metazoa; Arthropoda; Insecta; Diptera; Drosophilidae. Bases 535 to 3807 code for a protein of 1090 amino acids. The transcript has 5 exons. Gene Ontology annotation, cellular component: cytoplasm; actin filament.